This is a messenger RNA of Hevea brasiliensis (rubber tree), 960 nucleotides long. Its product is annotated as probable LRR receptor-like serine/threonine-protein kinase At1g53440. Lineage: Eukaryota; Viridiplantae; Streptophyta; Magnoliopsida; Malpighiales; Euphorbiaceae. Gene Ontology annotation, molecular function: ATP binding; protein kinase activity. The record is from RefSeq and is a predicted model, not a curated record. The transcript has 6 exons. Gene Ontology annotation, biological process: protein phosphorylation. Bases 1 to 960 code for a protein of 319 amino acids.
AUGAACGCCCUUUUAUACUCUAACGAUGGUGCCAUUCGUUCCCUAAAUCUUACCUCUGAAGCUAAAGCCACUAUUGAGUUUAGAAGGGACUUGGGUAUCGCUUUUGAUGGGGAGGACGAGUUCCUAAUUCGUAAGAUACCCAAGGAGUUACCUGUUCUUGUACAUGAUAAUCUAUUGGAGAUUCAUUUCUUUUGGGCCGGCAAAGGAACAUCUCCAUUAUAUCCGCCAUUUCUCAAUGGACCUCUUAUAUCAGCUAUUGCUGUAACCCCAAACUUCAAAGUUGGCGGAGAGAAGCUCUCUCCUCGACAAAUAGCAGGGAUUGUUGUAGGUGCUGUAUUAACUCCAUUGCUUGUAUUGGCAUUCAUGUGGAAAAUGGGCUGCCUUAAAAGCAAAGAGCUACAAAGUGAGACUCUAUACACUGCACGCAUGCAUACAGAAAUACACAUAGAAGGCAAAUCUUUCACCCUCCAAGAAAUAAUAGAUGCUACUCGAAAUUUUAACUCCAAAAUGGAGAUUGGAAAAGGGCGUUAUGGGAUAGUAUACAAGGCUGAACUUCCUGAUGAAAUUAAAUUAGCAGUGAAGAAGAUUUCUCCUGACAUAAAUCAGCAAGAGAAGAAUGAAUUAAAAAGUGAAAUUUUCAGCCUGAAAUCAUUGAGGCAUGAGAACGUGGUUAAAUUGUUGGAUGGCUAUUAUCCAAAUUCAAGAACCAUUCUUGAUUGGAAAGUGAGACAUGAUAUAUGCUUGGGGAUAGCAAAAGGUUUGAAGUAUCUACAUGAAGAAAAAAGAUUUGACAUUGUUCAUGGAAAUAUAAAAGCUGCAAAUAUUCUCCUUGACAAAUCUUACACUGCUAAGUUAUCGGACAUCGGAUUAGCAAGGCUUUGCCGUGAGGAAGAUCCAUUCGUGUCUAUCAUCAAAGCAAGAGCAAGCAGAUGUUUACAGUUUUGGAGUUGUUCUACUUGA